AAAGAACGAAUCAUCUUUUACCAAAUCGAUUACUCGAUUCCAUUUCUCAGUCCUGUCUCUUCCUUCUCAUCUUCUUCCUCAACUAGCUGCAAUUGUUCAUCGUAGCGUCAUCGUUUCUCUUUCCUGUUUUCUUUUCGGAAUAUAUGGAGGAGCUGCCUCAGCAGUUGAGCGGCGGUGGCGGCCCAGCGACGGCGGAGGGUAGCAAUUUCCCCUACCUGCCCUCCUUCACCGCCGCGUCGUCGUCGUCGGCGGCGACAGCGGCAGCGGCUGCCGUCUUCCGUGACCCCGCGGGGAAUAAUAAUAAUAAUGAUGAUCAUGGUUACUACUACCCCCACCACGACCACGCCUACUUCCCUCCCCCGCCGCCGCCGCCGUCUCAAGACGGAAUGAAGGCGAAGAUCAUGUCGCACCCGCAAUGCUCUACCCUUAUCGCCGCCUUCAUCGACUGCCAGAAGGUGGGAGCGCCGCCGGAUGUGGCGGCGCGGCUCUCGGAGUUGUCCCGGGAACUCGACACGCGGUUGAGCCGUCGUCGUCGAGGAGGCUCCGACGACCCCGAGCUCGACCAGUUUAUGGAAGCGUACUGUGACGUUCUGGUGAAGUACCGGGACGAGCUAAGCCGGCCGCUACAAGAAGCCACCGACUUCCUCAAGAGCGCAGAAUCCCAGUUCAACGCCCUCACCAACGCCGCCGCCUCUUCUUCUUCCCGGCCCUUGUCUUACUCUGAGGAGCAAGAGGAAGAUGCUGCGUCCUCGGAAGAGGACCUUGAUCCAACCAGUCGAGAAGCUGAGCGACUAACGAUGGAUCCGCGCGUAGAGGACAAAGAGCUGAAACUCCACCUUCUGAAAAAAUACAGUGGCUACUUAAGCAGCCUUAGGCAAGAGCUCUCCAAGAAGAAGAAGAAAGGGAAGUUGCCAAAGGAAGCCCGGCAGAAACUACUCAAAUGGUGGGAGUUGCACUACAAGUGGCCGUAUCCAUCGGAAUCUGAGAAGAUUGCCCUGGCCGAGUCGACCGGCCUUGAUCAGAAGCAAAUCAAUAACUGGUUUAUAAACCAAAGGAAGCGGCAUUGGAAGUCAUCAGAGGACAUGCAACUCAUGGUGAUGGAGGGCUUUCAGUACCCCCAUAAUGCUGCUACCUUGUGUAUGGAAGGGCAAUUCAUGGGAGGUGAUCAUCACAGCCUCUAUGGCCUCGGCCCCUAAGUUAUCGAAGCUUCCUAGCUAGAUGCGAAACUGAUGAAAACGUGUCGAAACUCAAGCUCUGGAUUUCAUGUUCAAGUUCUAUACAUUGUAAUUGAUCUGGCCACUCUUGAAAGUAUUGUUAGUCAGGUUGAACUGUGACUGAUAGUUUCAGUUUCUCAAUGCCACAAAUGUAAGAUACGAGGGGAAUUGUCUGUAUAUGUUGCACUGUUGUGGACUUUGCUAACUAUACCAUCUUAGGAAGUUGGAGUCCAUGUUUAAUAUCA
Zingiber officinale is the source of this 1459-nucleotide messenger RNA. Its product is annotated as homeobox protein rough sheath 1-like. Bases 144 to 1196 code for a protein of 350 amino acids. Gene Ontology annotation, cellular component: nucleus. Gene Ontology annotation, molecular function: DNA binding; DNA-binding transcription factor activity, RNA polymerase II-specific. The transcript has 5 exons. Gene Ontology annotation, biological process: regulation of DNA-templated transcription. The record is from RefSeq and is a predicted model, not a curated record. Lineage: Eukaryota; Viridiplantae; Streptophyta; Magnoliopsida; Zingiberales; Zingiberaceae.